AUGGGGUCCGACUUGGCUAGUGUGGAUGGUCUGGUGGCGAAGAUGGGUUAUGAGUUCAAGAUCCGUGAUAUGGGUGCUCCGUCCUUCUUUCUUGGUAUUGAGACGAUACCGGUUAAGGAUGGAUUGCUUCUUUCUCAACAACGCUACAUGACGGACAUUCUGAAGCGUGCUGGUAUGGUUGAAUGUAAGCCGUUGGUUACUCCUGUAUCUCUGACUCGUGUUGGUACUGAUCCGCCGGUUCCGUAUGCUGAUCCGACUCAAUACCGCAGUCUAGCUGGGGCUCUGCAGUAUCUUACAGUGAUUCGGCCCGACUUGUCCUAUGCGGUGAACAGACUCUGUCAGCACAUGCAUGCGCCUACAACGGAGCACUGGGGCAUGCUGAAGCGUGUUUUGCGCUAUGUUAAAGGUACCCUUAAUCUUGGUCUUCGUCUUUGUCGCUCUUCUUCGACUGAUAUUCUUGCUUUCUCGGAUUUCGGCUGGGCUGGUUACCCGGAUGACCGCAAGUCCACUGGUGGUUUUGCAAUUUUUUAUUGUCAGAAUUUGGUUUCCUGGGUCUUUCGGAAGCAACGUACGACGGCCCGGUCCUCUACGGAAGCUAAAUAUAAGGCUUUGGCUGAUGUAUCUGCUGAGCUAACUUGGCUGGUCUCGCUGCUUACUGAGCUCGGUUUCUCGCCUGCUUCUCCGCCCAAGCUGUGGUGUGAUAACUUGGGUGCCACGUAUUUGUGUGCAAAUCCGGUGUUUCAUGCUCGGACUAAGCACGUUGAGAUCGAUUACCAUUUUGUUCGGAACAAAGUGGCGAAGAAAGAGCUGCAGGUUCACUUCAUUUCUACGAAGGAUCAAUUGGCUGAUAUUUUUAGCAAGGGCUUAUCUGGGCCUCGGUUUACUUUUCUUCGUGGCAAGAUCAAUGUUGCUGCUCCUCAACCUUGUGCUUGA
Molecule: messenger RNA, 933 nt
Organism: Ipomoea nil (Japanese morning glory)
Lineage: Eukaryota; Viridiplantae; Streptophyta; Magnoliopsida; Solanales; Convolvulaceae
Exons: 1
Coding region: 1-933 (310 amino acids)
Source: RefSeq, a predicted model, not a curated record